GAAGAAGAAGAAAAAGAAGAAGAGGAGAAGGAAGAAGAAGUAAAACGAAGAGAGAGAGAGAGGAGAAGGAGGGAAGAGGAGAAGGAGAGGAGAGAGAGGGGAGAGAGAGGAGGGAGGAGAGAUGAAGAGGAAGAUAAGAGAGAGAAGAGAGAGAAGAAGGAAAAGGGAGGUAGAAGGAGGAAGGAGGAAAGAGAGGAAGUA
Messenger RNA from Penaeus chinensis, 201 nucleotides. RefSeq names its product protein PXR1-like. The transcript is spliced from 5 exons. The annotation marks the transcript as partial. The record is from RefSeq and is a predicted model, not a curated record. NCBI's taxonomy places the organism in Eukaryota, Metazoa, Arthropoda, Malacostraca, Decapoda, Penaeidae.